Messenger RNA from Cyphellophora attinorum, 1629 nucleotides. RefSeq names its product Sugar transporter STL1. Gene Ontology annotation, molecular function: carbohydrate:proton symporter activity. The coding region runs from base 1 to 1629 and encodes 542 amino acids. NCBI's taxonomy places the organism in Eukaryota, Fungi, Ascomycota, Eurotiomycetes, Chaetothyriales, Cyphellophoraceae. Gene Ontology annotation, cellular component: membrane. The record is from RefSeq and is a predicted model, not a curated record. The transcript has 2 exons. Gene Ontology annotation, biological process: transmembrane transport; carbohydrate transport.
AUGACGUUCAAGCCAUGGCGCCACGUGCCAGGAAAGGCGUUGCUCUGGUUGCUGAACCUGUUCUCCGCAAUCGCUCUUAUCUUCGAAGGUUACAACCAAGGCGUGAUGGGCUUCGUCAAUGGCUCGGCUGGGUACAUCGAAGCCGUCGGCCUCGGUUCCGAUGGGGUCGUCACCAACUCAACGAAACAGGGAGGCCUUGUUGCGGUGUAUUACUUUGGCGCCAUGUUUGGUUGCUUCAUUGGCGGCUGGUAUGGCGAUCGUUUCGGCAGGAAGAAAGCCGUUGCAGUUGGAAGUGUUCUUGCUCUUAUCGGUGGAGUCUUGCAGGCAGCGUCGCAAAGCAGCAACAUGACGAUAUGUGCCAGAGUUGUAUGCGGUCUCGGUAUUGGCUUUAUCAAUACGAUCAUCCCGGCUUGGAUCUCUGAGCUUGCACAGUCACACAACAGAGGCUCCUCGUUUGCUCUCGUGUUCUGUGCGAACUAUGUCGGAAUUGUGAUUGCGUACUGGCUUGGUUACGGGCUGCGAAACGACACAACAGACUUCAAAUGGCGCUUCCCACUCGCUUUCCAGACGGUCCCUGUUAUUAUACUGCUCCUUACAGUGGCCUUCCUCCCGGAGUCCCCACGAUGGCUGAUAGCAGACGGCCGCCGGGACGAAGCACUGGAGAUACUUGCCAAGAUUCGCGGCGAUCGUGCGCUUUCCGACCCAGAACUGGAGCACGAGAUCUCGCAAUUAGACGUCAUUGUCGCCAACGCCAAACACCCACGCUAUAGUCUGAUCAACAUGUCUUUCGGAAGGCAUUCGGGACUGCUGCACUUGGGGCGGCGCGUGUCCCUCGCUGUUGGUAUCAUGAUGAUGAUGGAGUGGACAGGAAUUCUGGCCAUCACUGUAUAUGCCAACACGCUCUUCCAGCAAGCAGGCUUCAGUGCCGAGAAGGCAUCGUGGCUCAGCGGACUCUGCAACACAUUCGGCAUCAUUGGCACUGCGGCCAGUAUCUUCACGAUUGACCGCUUUGGACGCCGCAAAUCGCUCUACUUUGGGUUUUUCAUCCAAGGUGCGGUAUUGAUGCUUUCGGGAGGUCUGUCGCGCCUAGGAGAGGAGCAUCCCAAUAAUUCAGGCGCAUACGGUGCGGCUGCGGCGGCGAUGGUGUUCAUUUACACGUUCUUCUUCGCACAAACGGUGUUGAUGAUCGCUUUCCUCUACCCGACAGAGAUCUGGCCGCAGGAAGUCAGGGCACGAGGCAACAGCUACGGCGUGUUUGGUUGGGCAGUCGGAUGCGGGACCACGACUCUGGUGAUCCCGAGCAUGUUCAGCGCCCUUGGCUGGAAGACAUUGGUUGUUUUCGGUUGCUUCAACUUCGCCAGCCUGCCAUUGGUCUACUUCUUCUUUCCGGAGACAUUGGGACGUUCGCUUGAGGAGGUCAACUUGCUAUUCACAGCGAAGAGCCCAUUCGUUUCGUCAAACAAGCAAGAGUACGAGCGGAGGCUGCGGGAUGCCGGCGGCGACGUGCUUGCUGCGGAGAGAAGUCUUCUUGCGGAGAUCGAUGGGCAGGAAACUGCACAGAAGUCUGCGUCCGACGAGGAAAUUGCCGCGACGUUUAAGCAUGGCCGAGUUACAGAAGACUUGAAGUGA